UCCUGCAGGGCCUUGUACACAUAUGAGGACAACAGCAAUGAUUUGACACUGGCAUCAUCAGGAGGUAAGCUGAAUCUACCACAUAUUUGUCCAUCCAUCCAUCCAUCCAUCCAUCCAUCUACACUCUUAAAUGUGAUGUUUCUUUGUUGUUUCUUUGAUUAAGCCUUUACACUCAAGGGAAUUGGCCUAUAUAGUUAGUAUGGCCGGGGUGAUACUAGUGUGGGAAUUGGCCUAUAUAGUUAGUAUGGCCGGGGUGAUACUAGUGUGGGAAUUGGCCUAUAUAGUUAGUAUGGCCGGGGUCAUACUAGUGUGGGUAUUGGCCUAUAUAGUUAGUAUGGCCGGGGUGAUACUAGUGUGGGAAUUGGCCUAUAUAGUUAGUAUGGCCGGGGUGAUACUAGUGUGGGAAUUGGCCUAUAUAGUUAGUAUGGCCGGGGUGAUACUAGUGUGGGAAUUGGCCUAUAUAGUUAGUAUGGCCGGGGUGAUACUAGUGUGGGUAUUGGCCUAUAUAGUUAGUAUGGCCGGGGUGAUACUAGUGUGGGAAUUGGCCUAUAUAGUUAGUAUGGCCGGGGUGAUACUAGUGUGGGAAUUGGCCUAUAUAGUUAGUAUGGCCGGGGUGAUACUAGUGUGGGAAUUGGCCUAUAUAGUUAGUAUGGCCGGGGUGAUACUAGUGUGGGAAUUGGCCUAUAUAGUUAGUAUGGCCGGGGUGAUACUAGUGUGGGAAUUGGCCUAUAUAGUUAGUAUGGCCGGGGUGAUACUAGUGUGGGUAUUGGCCUAUAUAGUUAGUAUGGCCGGGGUGAUACUAGUGUGGGAAUUGGCCUAUAUAGUUAGUAUGGCCGGGGUGAUACUAGUGUGGGAAUUGGCCUAUAUAGUUAGUAUGGCCGGGGUGAUACUAGUGUGGGAAUUGGCCUAUAUAGUUAGUAUGGCCGGGGUGAUACUAGUGUGGGAAUUGGCCUAUAUAGUUAGUAUGGCCGGGGUGAUACUAGUGUGGCGAUACUCAUUAGUAUCGUGGCAAGGAACAAAACACAAAGCAGAUUUAAGUUCUUUAGGAAAACAGCCCUAAUGUUACAAACAUUAUUAUGUUGUCAUCCAGAGUCACAUUUAUUUAUCUUUAUUUUACAUACAGCAGGUUUUUAAAGGGACACUUCAGGAUUUUGGCAAUGAGGCCCUUUAUCUACAGUGAGGGAAAAAAGUAUGUGAUCCCCUGCUGAUUUUGUACGUUUGCCCACUGACAAAGAUAUGAUCAGUCUAUAAUUUUAAUGGUAGGUUUAUUUGAACAAUGAGAGACAGAAUAAAAGAAAAAAAAUCCAGAAAAAUGCAUGUAAAAAAUGAUAUAAAUUGAUUUGCAUUUUAAUGAGGGAAAUAAGUAUUUGACCCCUCUGCAAAACAUGACUUAGUACUUGGUGGCAAAACCCUUGUUGGCAAUCACAGAGGUCAGACGUUUCUUGUAGUUGGCCACCAGGUUUGCACACAUCUCAGGAGGGAUUUUGUCCCACUCCUCUUUGCAGAUCUUCUCCAAGUCAUUAAGGUUUCGAGGCUGACGUUUGGCAACUCGAACCUUCAGCUCCCUCCACAGAUUUUCUAUGGGAUUAAGGUCUGGAGACUGGCUAGGCCACUCCAGGACCUUAAUGUGCUUCUUCUUGAGCCACUCCUUUGUUGCCUUGGCCGUGUGUUUUGGGUCAUUGUCAUGCUGGAAUACCCAUCCACGACCCAUUUUCAAUGCCCUGGCUGAGGGAAGGAGGUUCUCACCCAAGAUUUGACGAUACAUGGCCCCGUCCAUCGUCCCUUUGAUUCGGUGAAGUUGUCCUGUCCCCUUAGCAGAAAAACACCCCCAAAGCAUAAUUUUUCCACCUCCAUGUUUGACGGUGGGGAUGGUGUUCUUGGGGUCAUAGGCAGCAUUCCUCCUCCUCCAAACACGGCGAGUUGAGUUGAUGCCAAAGAGCUCGAUUUUGGUCUCAUCUGACCACAACACUUUCACCCAGUUCUCCUCUGAAUCAUUCAGAUGUUCAUUGGCAAACAUCAGACGGGCAUGUAUAUGUGCUUUCUUGAGCAGGGGGACCUUGCGGGUGCUGCAGGAUUUCAGUCCUUCACGGUGUAGUGUGUUACCAAUUGUUUUCUUGGUGACUAUGGUCCCAGCUGCCUUGAGAUCAUUGACAAGAUCCUCCUGUGUAGUUCUGGGCUGAUUCCUCACCGUUCUCAUGAUCAUUGCAACUCCACGAGGUGAGAUCUUGCAUGGAGCCCCAGGCCGAGGGAGAUUGACAGUUAUUUUGUGUUUCUUCCAUUUGCGAAUAAUCGCACCAACUGUUGUCACCUUCUCACCAAGCUGCUUGGCGAUGGUCUUGUAGCCCAUUCCAGCCUUGUGUAGGUCUACAAUCUUGUCCCUGACAUCCUUGGAGAGCUCUUUGGUCUUGGCCAUGGUGGAGAGUUUGGAAUCUGAUUGAUUGAUUGCUUCUGUGGACAUGUGUCUUUUAUACAGGUAACAAGCUGAGAUUAGGAGCACUCCCUUUAAGAGUGUGCUCCUAAUCUCAGCUCGUUACCUGUAUAAAAGACACCUGGGAGCCAGAAAUCUUUCUGAUUGAGAGGGGGUCAAAUACUUAUUUCCCUCAUUAAAAUGCAAAUCAAUUUAUAACAUUUUUGACAUGUGUUUUUCUGGAUUUUUUGUUGUUGUUCUGUCUCUCACUGUUCAAAUAAACCUACCAUUAAAAUUAUAGACUGAUCAUGUCUUUGUCAGUGGGCAAACGUACAAAAUCAGCAGGGGAUCAAAUACUUUUUUCCCUCACUGUACUUCCCCAGAGUCAGAUGAACUCAUCGAUACCAUUUUUAUGUAUGUGUCCAGUAUGAAGGAAGUUAUAGGUAGUUUUGCGAGUCAAUGCUAACUAGCGUUAGCGCAAUGACUGAAAGUCUAUGGGUAUCUCCUAGCAUGCUAGCAGAUACCCAUAGAGCCGGAGGAGCGCAUAUUAAUCCUGCUGUAGGUCUGAUUGCGGUCAAACGAACGACUAAAAUGAACGAGUCACAGCAGGUCAAAUGAACAACUAAAAUGAACGAGUCACUCAGAAAAACAAAUUAUGACACUUGACUUAGUAAAAAGAGUCGUUCAAAAAGAACGAAUUGUUUGCGAACUGCUCAUUACUACCACCCGCUUGUUCAAUUGCCAAAAUGACUAACUAAGUGUUAGGCUUUCACAAGGCAAUUGUAAUUUUGGUGCUUAUAGAAAGGACUCAUGAGUGCAUUUAGGUACGUGUUCUGUGGCAAAUUGCUUGCUAUGACAUCAAAGCGGUAUUUAUUAUAAUCCUCAAUGUCUCAUCUUUCAAAAUACAUAGUCCUCUUAAUUUACAGCAUUUCCCUCACUCGGACAACACAAAUAUGGCAAAAAUUGCCCAAUUAGGGGGAGGGAUGGGGCAACUUCUUGUCACGUGCGGUGCUCAAAUCCAGAACAUUUGUCAGUCAAAACCCAUACAGCACUGUGAAGUACAGAGCCAGAGCUCUGACGUCAUGUAUAGCAUGUUACUACCACUGCGUUCCAAUUUAGGCGCUUAUCAGUGCCCAAAUCUACCAUUUUCAACCCGUAUACAGGUACGAGUAUAAAGGGCUACACUACUCUCUCUGCCUCUUGCCUUGAUAACAUGUAUUGAGAUGGGGAAAGAGCCUGCCAUUGACUUAUAGUGACUCUUUGUCUGGAUGGGAAAUGUCGCAGUGGCAUACUUAUUAGCUUUGAGGCCUCCAUUGAAAGUGAGCCAGCCAUUGUUGUCCAUGUUAAGAUGAUAACUAUUUCAUUAGUUAGUUAGUUAUUAUGCCUGUUAAUGAAAGUGAUCCAUAUCUCAGAUACACAGAACAGUACCUGCUGCUUUGCUCUCACUGCUCUGUUAAUUAUGUCUGGGAGAGAUGCUGAUAGGUUGGCCUUGUCUUCUGAGAUCUACUAUUUUCCCUGGUGGAGGCUUGGAACAAUGCGCGCACACACACAGAGUAUGAUUUAGUGCAAUGUUUGUGGAGAGGCAGACCAUCAGUCAUCCUAUUGGUGUACAGUAGGUGGAGUGGGCGGGCUGGACCAGUGAGGCCUCACUCUGAUUCGACAGAUGGGGUUUGAGUAUGUUUGUGAGUGUGUGAUGCUGUUGGUGGCAGCUCUGUUUACUUGCAUAAGAGUAGUCAGGUUUGAGUGUGGUAUUUGUCUCAUCAUGACCCUGUGAAAGACGCAGGUGUGUGUCUCCACUCCCCCACCUCACUUCACACAGUCAGCUGCCUCGCCAUCUCAAUAACUUUACCAUAGAUUAGAUUUUAAUAUUUCAACAGCGCAUUGCUACAGUUGACUGGAGGUUGCCUAUUCUCUGUGGACUUAAGCCUGCCAUACUAGCAGACUGCAGCUCUCCUCAGUGUAAGUCAUGGAGAACAUGCAUCUGCCCACCAACCAGCCAGAACUGUCACUAUCAAGCUAUUGAAUGAUUCCAUUGGAUGGUAACAGUGAGGAUCUUAUAGGGCAGAGACCUGCCUCUGCCUGGAGCAGAGACUGAGUCAGGGGGUAACACUCAGGUCAGCCUGGAGAGUGGUAUCGGUGUGUUUUUGUGGAAAUACUGCACAUCUCCAUCAUCUGUUUUUUCUCCUCUUCCUCCCUUUUCUACCUCCUCCUCCUCCCCUCCUCCUCUAGCUGGAGGUCUACCAGAGAUCACAGUGACCUUCGACAAUGGCAGGGUCAUGUACGGCUUCUGCAGCCUGAAGGAGCCAACGGCCGCACUGCCGCGCUACGUCCUCAUCAACUGGGUGAGUCGUGUGUGUGUGUGUGUGUGUGUGUGUGUGUGUGUGUGUUUCACAAUGAAUAAAAAUAAGAAGAACAUGAGAAAGUAAAUGGGGAAGUAAGUACAGUGGGGGAAAAAAGUAUUUUGUCAGCCACCAAUUGUGCAAGUUCUCCCACUUAAAAAGAUGAGAGAGGCCUGUAAUUUUUAAAAAAAGAAAAAAAAUCCAGAAAAUCACAUUGUAGGAUUUUUUAUGAAUUUAUUUGCAAAUUAUGGUGGAAAAUAAGUAUUUGGUCGAAAAAGUUUCUCAAUACUUUGUUAUAUACCCUUUGUUGGCAAUGACACAGGUCAAAUGUUUUCUGUAAGUCUUCACAAGGUUUUCACACACUGUUGCUGGUAUUUUGGCCCAUUCCUCCAUGCAGAUCUCCUCUAGAGCAGUGAUGUUUUGGGGCUGUCGCUGGGCAACACAGACUUUCAACUCCCUCCAAAGAUUUUCUAUGGGGUUGAGAUCUGGAGACUGGCUAGGCCACUCCAGGACCUUGAAAUGCUUCUUACGAAGCCACUCCUUCGUUGCCCGGGCGGUGUGUUUGGGAUCAUUGUCAUGCUGAAAGACCCAGCCACGUUCAUCUUCAAUGCCCUUGCUGAUGGAAGGAGGUUUUCACUCAAAAUCUCACGAUACAUGGCCCCAUUCAUUCUUUCCUUUACACGGAUCAGUCGUCCUGGUCCCUUUGCAGAAAAACAGCCCCAAAGCAUGAUGUUUCCACCCCCAUGCUUCACAGUAGGUAUGGUGUUCUUUGGAUGCAACUCGGCAUUCUUUGUCCUCCAAACACGACGAGUUGAGUUUUUACCAAAAAGUUAUAUUUUGGUUUCAUCUGACCUUAUGACAUUCUCCCAAUCCUCUUCUGGAUCAUCCAAAUGCACUCUAGCAAACUUCAGACGGGUCUGGACAUGUACUGGCUUAAGCAGGGGGACACGUCUGGCACUGCAGGAUUUGAGUCCCUGGCGGCGUAGUGUGUUACUGAUGGUAGGCUUUGUUACUUUGGUCCCAGCUCUCUGCAGGUCAUUCACUAGGUCCCCCCGUGUGGUUCUGGGAUUUUUGCUCACCGCUCUUGUGAUCAUUUUGAGAUCUUGCGUGGAGCCCCAGAUCGAGGGAGAUUAUCAGUGGUCUUGUAUGUCUUCCAUUUCCUAAUAUUUGCUCCCACAGUUGAUUUCUUCAAACCAAGCUGCUUACCUAUUGCAGAUUCAGUCUUCCCAGCCUGGUGCAGGUCUACAAUUUUGUUUCUGGUGUCCUUUGACAGCUCUUUGGUCUUGGCCAUAGUGGAGUUUGGAGUGUGACUGUUUGAGGUUGUGGACAGGUGUCUUUUAUACUGAUAACAAGUUCAAACAGGUGCCAUUAAUACAGGUAACGAGUGGAGGACAGAGGAGCCUCUUAAAGAAGAAGUUACAGGUCUGUGAGAGCCAGAAAUCUUGCUUGUUUGUAGGUGACCAAAUACUUAUUUUCCACCAUAAUUUGCAAAUAAAUUCAUUAAAAAUCCUACAAUGUGAUUUUCUGGAAUUUUCUUUCUCAUUUUGUCUGCCAUUGUUGACGUGUACCUAUGAUGAAAAUUACAGCUCUCUCUCAUCUUUUUAAGUGGGAGAACUUGCACAAAUGGUGGCUGACUAAAUACUUUUUUCCCCCACUGUAUACUAUAUACAGGGUCAGUCAGUUCCAGUACUAUAUUUCCAAUGUACAGGGAUACUGGAGUGACGGAGGUAGAUAUAUAUAGGGGUAAGGUGACUAGUCAUCAGGAUAUAUGAUAAACAGAGUUGCAUUAUAUUUUUGGUCAGUAUAUGUCUAUAAAUGUGUGUGUGUACAGUAUAUGUGCAUCUCUGUUUGCCUUUAUGAGUAUACACUGUAUGUGUAGUGUCACACAGGCUUUCUCUCUGAUUGCCCAAGCCCUCCUUCCUGUCAGUGUGAAGCUGAGAGGAAUAGGAGCUCAGGCAGUCUGAGACAGCCUAAUGGGCUAUCUGUCCCUAUCCUUGUGGCAGGCCUAGGCCCAGACAUCCCCUCUGGCUACUGGUCUCUGUCACAGAACCACUCACCACUCUGCUCUGCACUGACCCAUAUACUGUAGCACACAGCAGAAUGACAAUCAUGAUUUAAAUUUGCAGUAGCUAUUGCUUUCCUCAAGUCACAAUGUAAAGGGUUUGAUAUGGUAGCUAACUCAUACCACAUACAGUAUGAAGCACCCAUACAUGAAGACUGGACUAAAUUGCAUGGGAUAAGUAUACAGCAAAUUGUAUAAUGUAUUUGUCACAAUAGAGAAUAGAGAUGAAGGGAGGGAUGGAGAAAGAAGGAGAGAUGUUCGACUGGCCCUAUAGUGAGAUAUGGGUUAUCGUGUUCAUUAUUGCAACCCUCCAUUUUGGGUUCCUUGUAAUUCUCAGGCACUGCAUUUGCCCAUAAACUCCCCUCUCAAACAGGAAACUGAAAAUAUGUGCCAUUUUCUUGUUGUCUUUAUUAUAAGUUGUGCUUCUGAGUGGCGCAGUGGUCUAAGGCACUGCAUCGCAGUGCUAACUGUGCCACUAGAGAUCCUGGUUCGAAUCCAGGCUCUGUCGCAGCCGGCCGCGACCGGGAGACUCAUGGGCGGCGCACAAUUGGCCCAGCGUCGUCCAGGGUAGGGGAGGGAAUGGCCGGCAGGGAUGUAGCUCAGUUGAUAGAGCAUGGCGUUUGCAACGCCAGGGUUGUGGGUUCGAUUCCCACGGGGGGCCAGUAUAAAAAAAAAAAGAUGUAUUCACUAACUGUAAGUCGCUCUGGAUAAGAGCGUCUGCUAAAUGACUAAAAUGUAAAUGUAAAUGUAAUAAGUUCUAAGACGUGAUUUAAUAGUAAAGUAUUCAGAGCAGUUCUCCAGAGAUAUUUCAUUAACUAGGUGAAUGGCCCUGAAAUUGCUAUUAUUUGACCAAUUAUUGUAUUAUUUUAUGAUUCUGUAGCAGCAGUACCAAAUCAGUAGCCAUGUGUUUUUAUGAUUGAUAACUAUUCCACUAUUCUUUUUAUGUAAUCAGUGGCCAUUGUGUAUAUCUACUGUUGUUUUCAAAAGGCCAUGAUAAUGUCGUCCUACCAGGAAUUUUCCUUUUGAGGAACAAUGCUUCAUUCAUUUACUACUGUAAAACUGAACACAAAGACACCAAUUUAAAGUUGAAUACAAUUCUAUCUUGAAUCCUUAAACACACAAAACAAUACUUUCAAUGUCACUACUUUGAUUGAUUGAUUGAUUGAUUGAUUAUGGUGAUUAUAUCCUUGAAAGGGGUAAUAUACAGAAACUCUAACCUGCCUUUCCUGUCUUCCCUCUUCCACCCCUUCCCCCAUUUCCCUCCCCUCUCCCUCUCUGUCCUCUCCCCUUCCCCUCUCCCUCUCUGUCCUCUCCCCCUCCCCUCUCCCUCUCUGUCCUCUCCCCCUCCCCUCUCCCUCUCUGUCCUCUCCCCUCCCCUCUCCCUCUCUGUCCUCUCCCCUUCUCCUCUCCCUCUCUGUCCUCUCCCCUUCUCCUCUCCCUCUCUGUCCUCUCCCCUUCUCCUCUCCCUCUCUGUCCUCUCCCCUUCCCCUCUCCCUCUCUGUCCUCUCCCCUUCCCCUCUCCCUCUCUGUCCUCUCCCCUUCCCCUCUCCCUCUCUGUCCUCUCCCCUUCUCCUCUCCCAGGUUGGUGAGGAUGUGCCUGAUGCCAGGAAGUGUCAGUGUGCCAGCCAUGUGGCCAACAUUGCAGAGUUUUUCCAGGUCAGUCUCACUGAGGUAAACCCAACUGCUACACUAAGACUCUCUCUGACACAUUGUUGAAACUGUUUAAUAAAACUUACCUGGAUUACUAAAUUAAAACAUAUUGGAUGUCUGAUGAAUGCCAUCUGCUCCUCUGUCUCAGAGUAGGAGUGCUGAUCUGGGAUCAGGACCCCCUGUCCAUAAUCUAAAAAAGCAAACUGAUUUCCUACUCAUUAUGAAUAUGGGCCUAGAUUCUCCUCCAGGGUCCUUCAGUGGUGCUCAUUUAAUGACUUAGAUCUAAAAUAUGGAGAGAGAGACUGUAUUGGCAUCUACCAGCCCAGCCAGCGCAGAGGCCUAGGGCCAUUUUAGCUUCCUAUUGAGAUUCAGCUCGGUGCUCUCUGGGUAUAGGAGUGAUUCCACUGGUCCGCCCACAGGAUCAGUAGAGGUUAUGUGUGUGUAUAUGUAUGUAUGACUAACACAGCACUCUCUAAGGUUAUUGUGAACAAGGUGCUUGGCGGUAGUAGACAGAUAAAUGACACUUCUCUGCCUUUUAUCCAUGGUAUCUCCUGAAUAUGUGUGGGAGAGAUGGAGAUAAAGAGCAGAGUCUUUCUCCUGACUGUGAAGGCCAUGGAGCUGGAGGAAUCCUGGCUAGCAAGCCUCAGUCAAUUGAUGUGAAGUGUCAGUCAUCUUCGCCUUAACAGCUCUUUUCUGUGGCCAUCUGCUUGCUCACACUGACGGCUCUGGCCUUCGAUUUAAUGUGGGAUUAGCUGGUUGAAAAGGCUUUAGUUAGCUGGGAGACACAAACACUUGUCAGGUACACGCACAGGCAGGCAGGACACACAUGCAGACAGGCAGGCAGACACGCACAUACACACAUUUACAUACACACAAACACAGGCAGACAUGUAGGUAGGCACACGCCACAGUCCCUCUGUUUGCUGUGUGUUUGAAGAUGAACCAGUGUAUGGUUUAUCCUGUCUCAGAGAUCAUCCUUACACACACACAACAGGAUUCCCACAGCAUCACUCUCUCUCCCACACACAGAACAGCCAUUUUGAUCUGUGUGUCUUCUAUAUUCCUCUGUUUUCUGGGAACACGAAAAUGCAAACCAGUUUUGUGUCGUUGUACACUGAGUGUACAAAACAUUAGGAACACCUGCUCUUUCCAUGACAGACACUGACCAGGUGAAAGCUAUGAUCCCUUAGAGGAAUAGGAGCUCAGGCAAUCUGAGACAGCCUAAUGGGCUAUCUGUCCCUAUCCUUGUGGCAGGCCUAGGCCCAGACAUCAACUCUGGCUACUGGUCUCUGUCACAGAACAACCGGUGCGCCUGGUACCUACUACCAUACCCUGUUCAAAGGCACUUAAAUAUUUUGUCUUGCCCAUUCACCCUAUGAAUGGCACACAUACACAAUUCAUGUCUCAAUUGUCUCAAGGCUUAAAUUGCCUCACCUGUUAAAUCCAUCAGUGUAGAUGAAGGGGAGUAGACAGGUAAAAAAAUAUUUUUUUUGACAAUUGAGACAUGGAUUGUGUAUAUGUGCCGUUCAGAGGGUGAAUGGGCAAGACAAAAUAUUUAAGUGCCUUUGAACAGGGUAUGGUAGUAGGUGCCAGGCGCACCAGUUUGAGUGUGUCAAGAACUGCAACGCUGCUGGGUUUUUCACGCUCAACAGUUUACCGUGUGUAUCAAGAAUGAUCCACCACCCAAAGGACAUCCAGCUGACUUGACACAACUGAGGGAAGCAUUGGAGUCAACAUGGGCCAGCAUCCCUGUGGAACACUUUCGACAUCUUGUACUCCAUGCCCUGACGAAUUGACGCUGUACAGAGGGCAAAAGGUGGUGCAACUCAAUGUUGGGAUGGUGUUCCCAAUGUUUUGCGCACUCGGUGUAUAUGUGCAUGAUAUUAAACACUGUUUUAUGUAUUUUAGCUUCAAUUCAUAGUCUGGCAUGGAGCACAUACGCAUUUCUCCCUCACCCCUCUUGACCUCCUCUCUUGCAUCCUCUUAGGCCAUCUCUGGCCUCCCACCCUCUAUUUCUCCCUCCCUCCCUCUCUCCAUGACAUAACCACUUUUAUCCUUCCAGCCAUGUGUUCUGUUGCUCUAUAGCUGAAGAGUGAUGUGUGUGUGUGUGUGUGUGUGUGUGUGUGUGUGUGUGUGUGUGUGUGUGUGUGUGUGUGUGUGCGCACACACAUUGCCCCAAUCAAAGGUUGUCUGAGGAGGCCUGUGCCCUGUAGUCUGACACUAAUAGAACCUCUGGGAUCUUGCUCCUUUUACCGUGGGAUACCAUCUCACACAAUCAAUUUAAAGGGGAAGGGUAUACUUCCAUUGAAGGGGCGUUUUUUGCUUUUCUGCCCGCAGGGAGUCAACGUCAUCGUCAAUGCCAGCACCAUGGACGACAUCGAACCAUCCGCCAUCGGACAGAGACUGACCAAUGGGACGGCUUUGGUGGCCAGCCCCGUCCUCAGCCGGCUGAGAACCAGAGAGGAGGAGAACGGAGAGCAUGGAGUGGUACGAGAGAGGGGGAGGAGAGGGAGAGAGGGAGGGGGGGGGGGGGGGGUGGAGAGAAGGGUUUAAGGGACAGAGUGACAGAGUCUGGCAGGAGAGGGGAGCGGGUGUUACGACUGAGGUCAAAAUAAGUUGUCUGUGAAAGAGCUCUCUAUUAGUGUGAUGUGUGACACAAGGCCACAGCCAUGUUACUAUUUUAGAGGAGAGGAGAGAGUGGGGGAGAGAGAGGGAGAAAUUGAGGGAGGGAGACGACAGGGGGAGAGGUAGACAGAAAGAGCAAGAGGGGGAGAGAAAGAGAGGGAAAGAGAUGAUGAAGAAAGAGAUGGAGGCAGAGAAAGCGUUGGAGCGGGCCUCUGAGAGCGAGGCAUUGUUAAUGUUUAGGAACUGAGACAAUAGGCCUUACUGUGUGUUAUAGGGUUAAUAAGGAAUGAGUCACUCAGCUGGACAGAUAGCAGGCUCCUUCCUCAUUCUCUCUGUUUAUCUGGACAGAACUGAACUAGGACGUUAGGCUAGCGCUAUGCUAAAGGGACAUUACAUUCUAAUAAAUAAUCUAGAGCGUAUUGUUGGCAAAACAUGACCACAUGUUGAAGCAAAUAACAAGAGCUUGAAGGUUGAGAUGACACUAACGAAAUGCACUAUAUCAUGUGUUUUUUACAAUGCGGAAGGCUGUUCUAGUAUUCAACACGCUUAGUGUCACACUGGCACUUUUGAACAGGCUACCUUGUGGAUAGCAUCUACAGUGCCUUCAGAAAGUAUUAACUUUUUCCAUGUUUUGUUGUUACAGCCAGAAAUCAUUUUUAUUUUUUUUCUGUAAUUUUAGCAGAUGCUCUUAUCCAGAGCGACUUACAGUUAGUGAGUGCAUACAUUUUUCAUACAAUUUAAAAUUGAUUACAUUUAGAUUUUGUGUCACUGGCCUACACACAACACCCCAUAAUGUCAAAGUGGAAUUAUUGUUUUUAGACAUUUUUACAAAUUAAUUAAAAGUAAAAAGCUGACAUGUCUUGAGUCAAUAAGUAUUCAACCCCUAAAUACGUUCAGGAGUAGAAAUGUGCUUAACAAGUUGCAUGUACUCACUCUGUGUGCAAUUAUAGUGUUUAACAUGAUUUUUUAAUGACUACCUCAUCUCUGUACCCCACACAUACAAUUAUCUGUAAGGUCCAUCAGUCAAACAGUGAAUUUCAAACACAGAUUCAACCACAAAGACCAGGGAGGUUUUCCAAUGCUUUGCAAAGAAGGGCACCUGUUGGUAGAUGGGUAAAAAAAAAAAAGCAGACGUUGAAUAUCUAUUUUUAUCAUGGGGAAGUUAUUAAUUACACUUUGGAUGGUGUAUCAAUACACCCAGUCACUACAAAGAUACAGGUGUCCUUCCUAAUUCAGUUGCCGGGGAGGAAGGAAACGGCUCAGAGAUUUCACCAUGAGGCCAAUGGUGACUUUAAAACAGUUACAGAGUUUAAUGGCUGUGAUUGGAGAAAACUGAGGAUGGAUCAACAACAUUGUAGUUACUCCACAAUACUAACCUAGAUGACAGAGUACAGAAUAAAAAUAUUCCAAAACACUAAAGUGGCACUAAAGUAAAACUGCAAAAAAUGUGGCAAAGAAAUUAACUGUAUGUCCUGAAUACAAAGCGUUAUGUUUGGGGCAAAUCCAACACACCACGUUACUGAGUACCACUUCAUAUUUUCAAGCAUGGUGGUGGCUGCAUCCAUUUUGAAUUCAGGAUGUAACAUAACAAAAUGUGAAAUAUGUCAAGGGGUACAAAUACUUUCUGAAGGCACUGCACCUUUUUAAGGCCCUUACCUAAGGGGUUCAAGUACAGGCUGUACUAUUCUCUCUGUAUCUGAAUCAUAAAUCACUUAGUGCUUUCUCUGCUUGUAAUGGAAACGACCCGAUACUCCCCCUGAUAUAGAAGUUAAAGUUGUAUAACUAAUAUAAUUUAUACCCCGGCAGUGGCGUACAAUAAAUGAUACGGUGUGUGUGGAACAGAAAUAUGACACUAUAUGUCUAGUCUGACCCUGUUGGUUACGGGGUGGUGGGGUGGAAUAGGAUUUGGAGGGCACAGAACUGUGUGUGAGUGUACACAUGGCUUGGCUCUUUUACUAAUGGUUGUAACCAACCACUUCCUGUUCCCUUCUGCUCUUUCCCUAUUGGACGAAUGUUCAGGGCACCGUGUACACCAAGACCAAUGCAGAGAUCGAGAUGAAGAAGAUCAAUAGAGAGGAAUUCUGGGAACAAGCCAAGGUAGGAAAGAACAUGAUUUCAGGAGGGAGGAAAAGCGGGGUGGAAGGAGGCUGGGGGGUUUGACCGGGACAAGGACUCUGGAAACAAGAAGAGCAGAGCAGCAGUGUUAUUUGUUCUUCUGUCUUUUUUCCUCUACCUUUUCCUCAGACUAGUAGUGAUGGCAUGAAUAGCGGUUUCAAUUUGAGUGUGUGUGUGUAGAAGUAGGAUCAAAACAAAGUCAAACAAUGUUCCCCUUCUUCCUGAAGCGUUGCCACUAGCCAAUAAGACAAACUCAAAUGCGAUAUGACAUCAACUGCUGUCUGUCCUUUAGGUUAUUUGAAUUUGAAUCAUUGUGAGGGGGCGGCUUUGCCCUCUACAAGUUAGACUCGACUCUGAAAUGCAACUUUAUCUGAGUAGAUUUCAAUCUACAAAUUGCCUGUUGAUUUUGCUUCCUCUCAAUAGGACCAAAGCCAAAUGUUCUGUUUUGCAUUUCAGUCAUUGAUGUUUUGUGAUGUAGUGACUAAUUCAAAGUGAUUAUUGAAGUAUUUCGAUUUUUUUUCUUACAUAUUUGAUUGUUUUUGACAGGACAGAUAUAAGUACAGAUAUGUAGACCGAUAUAGAGAGGGAUAUAGAGGGUCUCAACCCCGUCGCUGAGGGGGCAUACAGUGAGGAGGAAAAGUAUUUGAUCCCCUGCUGAUUUUGUACGUUUGCCCACUGACAAAGAAAUGAUCAGUCUAUAAUUUUAAUGGUAGGUUUAUUUGAACAGUGAGAGACAGAAUAACAACAACAAAAACACGCAUGUCAGAAAUGUUAUAAAUUGAUUUGUAUUUUAAUGAGGGAAAUAAGUAUUUGACCCCCUCUCAACCAGAAAGAUUUCUGGCUCCCAGGUGUCUUUUAUACAGGUAACGAGCUGAGAUUAGGAGCACAAUCAUAAAGGGAGUGCUCCUAAUCUCAGCUUGUUACCUGUAUAAAAGACACCUGUCCACAGAAGCAAUCAAUCAAUCAGAUUCCAAACUCUCCAACAUGGCCAAGACCAAAGAGCUCUCCAAGGAUGUCAGGGACAAGAUUGUAGACCUACACAAGGCUGGAAUGGGCUACAAGACCAUCGCCAAGCAGCUUGGUGAGAAGGUGACAACAGUUGGUGCGAUUAUUCGCAAAUGGAAGAAACACAAACGAACUGUCAAUCUCCCUCGGCCUGGGGCUCCACGUAAGAUCUCACCUCGUGGAGUUGCAAUGAUCAUGAGAACGGUGAGGAAUCAGCCCAGAACUACACGGGAGGAUCUUGUCAAUGAUCUCAAGGAAGCUGGGACCAUAGUCACCAAGAAAACAAUUGGUAACACACUACACCGUGAAGGAUUGAAAUCCUGCAGCGCCCGCAAGGUCCCCCUGCUCAAGAAAGCACAUAUACAUGCCCGUCUGAUGUUUGCCAAUGAACAUCUGAAUGAUUCAGAGGAGAACUGGGUGAAAGUGUUGUGGUCAGAUGAGACCAAAAUCGAGCUCUUUGGCAUCAACUCAACUCGCCGUGUUUGGAGGAGGAGGAAUGCUCCCUAUGACCCCAAGAACACCAUCCCCACCAUCAAACAUGGAGGUGGAAACAUUAUGCUUUGGGGGUGUUUUUCUGCUAAGGGGACAGGACAACUUCACCGCAUCAAAGGGACGAUGGACGGGGCCAUGUACCGUCAACUCUUGGGUGAGAACCUCCUUCUCUCAGCCAGGGCAUUGAAAAUGGGUCGUGGAUGGUAUUCCAGCAUGACAUUGACCCAAAACACACGGCCAAGGCAACAAAGGAGUGGCUCAAGAAGAAGCACAUUAAGGUCCUGGAGUGGCCUAGCCAGUCUCCAGACCUUAAUCCCAUAGAAAAUCUGUGGAGGGAGCUGAAGGUUCGAGUUGCCAAACGUCAGCCUCGAAACCUUAAUGACUUGGAGAAGAUCUGCAAAGAGGAGUGGGACAAAAUCCCUCCUGAGAUGUGUGCAAACCUGGUGGCCAACUACAAGAAACAUCUGACCUCUGUGAUUGCCAACAAGGGUUUUGCCACCAAGUACUAAGUCAUGUUUUGCAGAGGGGUCAAAUACUUAUUUCCCUCAUUUAAAAUGCAAAUCAAUUUAUAAUAUUUUUGACGUGCGUUUUUCUGGAUUUAUUUGUUGUUAUUCUGUCUCUCACUGUUCAAAUAAACCUUCCAUUAAAAUUAUAGACUGAUCAUUUCUUUGUCAGUGGGCAAACGUACAAAAUCAGCAGGGGAUCAAAUACUUUUUUCCCUCACUGUAUGUGGUCCGGAAGUCGGAAGCUUAGACUACUAUACCAGACUCCGGCACGGUUAUUGAAUUAUUAAACAAAUAAUGCAAUAUAUUUUUCUGUUUUUUGUGUGUACCAGCGUGAAGAAGAGUUGAGAAAGGAGGAGGAGAGGAAGAAGGUUGCGGAGGAGAGGCAACGCUUCGAGGAGGAGAGAAUGGAGCUGGAAAGGAAAGAGCAAGAGGACAGAGAGAAGAGGUACCGCGAGAGGGAGAGGCAGAUUGAGGAACACAGGUGGGCCGCCGUGUCUUAUGGGUAAUGUGAAGUAUCACUGUAAACUCUUGUGAUUGGUCCAUGUGGUAACUGUGUGUGUGUGUGUGGGUGUGGAGCAGAAAGAAGAUGCAGGAGGAAGAGGAGGCCAAAGAGAGGACACGGAACCAGCCCCUCAUAGUAAGUGUGUGUCAGGGCUGGGGUCAAUUUGAAUUGAAGGCUGUCAAAAUUCAAAAAUGGAAAAGCUUUUGACAUAAAGAGUUCCAUUUAUUGAGAAGUCAUUGAAAACAGAUUGUUAUUUAUGUUUACUUCUUGAAUUCAUACCAUAGUAAGAGUGUGUGUGUGUAUUUGUACUCUUUAAGAAAGUGUGUGUGUUUGUAUAGUAACAGAGCAUGUACUGUAUGCAAAUUCUCUGUUCCGUGCCAAAGAGGGUCUUGCCUUAGUUACUGAAAGAGGCAGUCUGCUUUUAGAGAUAAUUUCUGAUCAAAAUUUGAGACUAGUCAUUGAUAUUGUCUGGGGAGAAAGAUUAAGAAGAAUCAAUAAUUAAUUUCCUGUUUAAAAAAAUUCAACUUUAAUUCAAUAGUAGCAUCAACAUUAAUAUUUUCAGCCCUGACACAACAUGAAACAAUAAGGUUUAUUCUCCAAAUAUUGUAUCCCACAAUGUUUUCACUUAUCUCCUUCCUCUUACUAUUCCACUAUAGCCACUGUUAUUUUAAGACUAACUUCCUGCGAAAACAAUACUUCUGUUUUCUGAACACUGAACAUGCCUGCUUGUAUGUCUGUGCUUCUGUAAUGGCUGCCAUGCAGUGAUAACUUAAUUAUGUACUAAUAUGGUUGUAUGAAAUGGAAGACAUAUUUUAUGCUUCUAUAUUGUGGUUUGUAGACAAUCAUGCUGCAAUCCUUCUAGUGGUGGAUGACAUCACUGUGAUUGAAACAUGUAGGCUCUGCUGCACCCUGCUGGAUAGAUAUAGACGAUAUAAACAACUAUACUCUCUCCUUGUAUACCGCUCUCUCUCUCUCUCUCUCUCUCUCUCUCUCUCUCUCUCUCUCUCUCUCUCUCUCUCUCUCUCUCUCUCUCUCUCUCUCUCUCUCUCUCGCUCUCUCUCGCUCUCUUUGCAGUCAGCAGAACCUAGCUAUGAGGAUCUGGAGAAAGAGAAGAAGGAGACUGAAGUGGAGGUGGGUUGAAAAAACAUAGCAUACAAACACUGCUACUACAAAACACAAAUACACUGUCCCUGGUCACUGAAAUGACUGAUUUGUUGUACUAUAGCCUACUUUACCUUGCCAUGAUAUAUAAGAUUGUGUGUCCCACUCCUCUCCAGUGUUAGUAGGUUGAGACCGAGAGUAAAGUACAUUGUAUCUGUAUCCUAGACUUAUGGCCUGCAUAUGUGUGUCAUUGUGACAGUAGCACUCCUGGGCUUUGGAUUUGUGUUAGUGGGACAACUCAGGCUACACUAGGAUGUGUCUCUGACUCUGUGUGUAAGAGAAAUGCUGGGUGAGAGUGUUUGUGCUCUUGCGUGCUUUUGUGGUGUGAGUGUAUUACCUAUGUGUGAAAAGUAUCUCACAGUGGUGUGUGUGUGUUCUGCUUGUCUAACGUUGUACUGUAUGUCUGUCUGUUGACAGGAGGCGAAAGCCCUGAUUGCCCAGCGGGCGGACAAUCCCAGGGAGUUCUUUAAGCAGAAGGAGAAGGCUGUGGCCACUGGUGUGGACGUCUCUCCUGUCUCUAUCCACAGGGCCGGUAAGACCGGAGGGAGGGAGGGAGGGAGGGAGGGAGGGAGGGAGGGAGGGUGGAUGGAUGUCUUUGGGUCUCCCAAACCACCAUUCGUCCUGUCAUUCACCUCGUCACCUACCUCAGUCCCUGUACUGUACUGUGUGUCACCAGUGUGUCUGUUAUCACUGUAUGGUAGUGGACAGAGUCCUUUGGACCCAGACACCUGGAUAUCCCACAGAGAUCUAGAAGCCAGGAGAACAGUUGGAGUAGAAUUCAGAUGAAGAUGCGGAGUAAUCCAGUUGAAGACAAAGAGGAAGAUGUAGGUGGAAUAUGGAAGAAGAGAGACAGAUUCUCUAGCAGUGUUCCCUUGCAGACUACAUAGAUACGGAUAACAAGUGGCUCAAAGGAGCUGGAUGGAAACUGGAAGAAGUGCCUGACUCAGUGAGGCUCUCCAUACUGAAGAAGACAACACACUGUCUCCUCUCCACCUGCAAACCCAAGCAACCAAAGAAUCUCCCUGAAACAAUCUGUUUUUGUCAAGAAACAGCAUAUUUUCAUAAUGGACCAUAGCCUCUGUGUUCAUUCCAAGUCCAUCUGAAGAUACUGAACUGAAUCCAUGUUCAGUUCCUUUCUCCAUCAUUAAUGAGCUUGGUGCAAAAGAACUGGGAGAGAAAGAUUUUAAAAAAAAAAUAACAGUGCUUCUCAUUUCCACUACGGCACACUUUGUCCACAGUGUGUCAAUAUCACAAUAACAACUCUCUUUCUCUCUCUCUUUGACCUCACUCCUUUGGUUUGAUUCAUGGUUGUGCGUCCAUUUGUCUUGUCGUCUGCCUCUCCAUUCAUCCACCCAUCCAUCCGUACAUUUUAUUCCUCCGGUGUCUCCCUCUGUUCUUCCUCCGGAACCUCUCUUGGGUGUCUCCUCUUCUCUCCUCACUAAUGGGUUUAUAUGGGAUCAUGCCCAUUCCCCCACAAUCCUUCACUUCUCACGGGGAUCCUCUUGGGCCUAACCUCGUUUUAUCUUGACUUUCUCCUUCCUGUCUUCCUCCUACUCUCCCCUGUCUCUCUCUCUCCUCUGUCUCUCUAUCACCCUCUCCCUAUCUUGUCUUUCCUUAUCCUCCCUGCGUCUGUAUGUAUGUGUGCGUCGCUGUGUGUGUGUGUCGCUCCGUGUAUGUGUGUGUGUCGCCCCCUGGGCCCUGUCUUUUGUCAGGCCGUUUGGACAGCCCGUUACCAGGCCGUUUGGACAGCCCGUUCUUGAAGCAGCAGCACAGUCCCAGCGAGCCCAGUCCGCCCCCCCUCCGCACCCCGCCUCAUGCGAGGCUGCAGCCCGCUGCACCCGGUAGGUACUGGACAGGAAGAGGAGCAGGGAGGACAUGGAGAGCCCCCCACCCACCCUCACAGGACCACAGUAGAGGACACUCACCCCAAAUCCCACUCUAAAGCUGCUGUAAUAAACUCGGCCCCCUCUCCUACCCCAUCCUUACUUACCCCUGCUAGCUCAGAGGACAACUGUUAGCUAACCUGGGCCUGACAUGCUCUAUUCUAUUUUGAGUCCUUGGCGAGACUGAAAUAUACAUCUCCAUGAUAAAGUGGACCAUGUUGGGACUGUCUGUAGGAGAUGGGUGUCUGUGCAGUGUGCUAAAACCCACAGUGCCCUGUGCUAAAAGUCCUCCCGGUGUUAUGACAGAUCCUGUGUCUGUCAGUCAGCACUCUCUUGGUUUGGCCUCUUUCAGUGUGCUUUUAGUUGUCUUGCUGAUGAUGGCUGUUUAUAUCAAAGAGCUGUGUCGAUCAUGGCCCUUAGUUCUCCCUGCUAUUGUCUCUUAUAUAUCCUAUCACAAAUUAAUCUUAGUGUGUUCGGGUAGGUAGUUAUUAUUAUUAUCUUGUCAACGGCCUCAAGUCUUCCAUCCCCUUCACACCAAUGAUGUUUACUCCAUUAUUCUUCUCGGUCACAAUGUUUAUAUGUUGUCCACUGAGGUCUGAUCUUUUAUCCAGGGGUUGUGGGGAUGGUAGGAUGGUUAGUCAUAGUAAACCAUAUUGGGCAGGUUUUCACCUGGAGGAGAAUUGGAGGAGAAUUAUCCAAACCUGUAUACAGUAGGUUCCAUGCUCCAUUAUUUGUUUUGGCGAUCUCACUUCGUAUCCACCUUUACCCCCUUCUUCUUACCCCGUUUCUGCUCUCAUGCUACUCUUGAUGGACUGCGAUGCUCUGCUCCACCCGUACACACAUACCUCGCGUACCUCCUGAACUAUAACCUGUGAGUGUGUGUGCCGUCGUCGUCGUCGAGCUGCUCGUUCAGUUGUGUUGCCCAUGGUCACUGGGCUUGUGUUGUGGGCCCUGUGUGACCAUUAUGGAUGUUACCUCUGACCUAUGUGGAGUAUUGUACUGUAACUGUACUGUGUCUUUCUCAAUGUUGUGUGGUCUGUCUGUGAAGGCAGCUCUGGUAAGGGUGGCCAACCAAUUCUAACUAGUUCCAACCAGUUCCUACUAGAUCCAACCCCCCAGCUAAGUCAUAAAAUGUGUUUUACUGCAAAUGGAUUCCUAUACCACCAUGAAAUUCAGCCUGAACUUUUCACCUCUGCAUGUGAAAUAUUGCUCCCCUUAAAUUGAAACUGUGUUUAUAAAUGGUUCAGCUUUGAUGAGGACAGGGGACAAUAUCCUAUCCUCCUCUCUUCUCUUAGUAUUUAAAGACCCCUAGAUUAGUAGUGAAGUGGGAAGACCACCCAAGCAAGAUGCUGCCGUCACUGUAUAUCAUCAACAGUCAUGUACAGUCAGCCAUCUUUAUGUCCUGUUGCUCCCAGUCACAGUGAUGUUGGUCAUUAUCAAUGGUUUGUUGGUGCUUUGGCUCUUAGUAAUCACGAGCCCAUUCUGUUAUUGUGUUAGCUGUUCCUGGUCUCAAUUGAAUUGAAUUGAAGGGAAUUGUGUUUGGUGUAUCAGCCUGUAUAAUGUGCUGUGGUUUAUUCUUUAAGUGGAUAUUAAUUGUCUCUCAUCGAGAUUCGCCCUCCUCAGGUCAAGUCUCCAGGGUCAUUCUUUGCAAUGUGCAUACAGACAGCAGAGAAUCACUAGCUGACUCCAAAACAGAUUUGUCCACAAAUCACUUAAUGUGUCCUUUUAAUGGACAAUACACACAUCCACAAUGUACUGUAUACUGGGGCAUGGUUAAAUCAGUCAAAACAUGUAAACAAAAAAUAAUCAUCCACAAAGUAUUGCUGCUCUCAAAGGUGAAUUCACUGUUUAGAUCAAGACAAACAACAUCACCAUGAAGAUCUGAGGGUAUUUUUGCUCAAGGUGUUGAAGAUGCCCCUAACCAAAGAUCAGCUUACUUUACCUCCAGUCCUAUUCAUAAUAAUUGGAUGUUUGACCUGUAUCAGUGGUUAGGGGGAACUUCUACCUACAGUACUAAUUGAAGGCCAUGUAGUGUAUUGUAGUGGAGAGAAGAUAUAGCCCAUAUGGAGUAACUGUUGCUGCAGCUCAUGCAUGGGAAUAUCACUGUUGCUGCUGCUUACUUACAGCUAUAUGCACAUAUGCCUGCUGGGAAGGACCCACGCUUCACCGCCGCCAGUGAAAUCACCCAUGCGUCACAUGAUCUCAUCCCCAGCUGCAUUUGUGCUUCAGCAGAUAUACUCUGACACAGCUGCUGUUGCACCAUUGAAGUCGCUAUUGAAAUGAUUAACCACACCAUUGUCAUCUUCAGUGUGAAAUUGAAUUCAGUGUUCAGGCUAGCCUGACAGUGCUUAUUGUGACCAUUGGUGGUAUUUCAUUGUGUUCAUGAUGUAAUUUUGUGGUGGCAUUUUGACUGUGUUUGGUAUUCGGUUGUUUGGUAACAUUUUUGAAAGUGUUGUUGAUUUGAUUGUGUGGUGGUGCAGUAUUUCUAUUGUGUUGGUGAUUUGAUUGUUAGGUAUCAUUUUGAUUGUGAAUGAUGGUAUUGUAUGAUGGUGAUGUUUGGUGGUGAUUAUGGGAAGUUGUGGUGGUCUUCCCUCUCGAUGUGUGUUGUCUGACCUUCCUCCUCCAGAUGGCGAUGAUGAAGGGAGCUCAGACCGCAGCAUGGGGACGUCCCCAACGCCUAUCCCUAAAAUAGUCACCACACCCAUCCAGGAGGCAGAGGACGACAGCCGGAACGAGUGGGGUAAGACUGGACAGAGUUCAGUUAUACUGGGCAAGACUGAGGGCCUAACAAAGACUUAAAUCCUUAAUUUCUGUUUAGGCUACUUUGUAGCUAAUGUUAGCAUUUAAAGCUAUUGAAAGCCCUGGCCCUGUUGGCUAUCAUUUAUCCCAUACAAACAAACACAGAUCACACACACACACACACACACACACACACACACACACACACACACACACUGGGACUGUGUGUUUUCCCAGGCCUCAUUUGCCUUCACAGAUGGCUGGGCUUGCCCUGCUCAUGUCUCUAGGCCCCAGUGGCACUCUGAUACAUAUACUGUAGACUAUGGGGUAUUGUGUGUAGAUUGAUGAGGGGAAAACAAUGUUUUAAUCAAUUUUAGAAUAAGGCUUUAAUGUAACAAAAUCUGGAAAAAGUCAAGGGGUCUGAAUACUUUCCGAAUGCACUGUACAUUUUACGGACACAGUAUAUUUUACACUAAUUAUAUUUUGUUUGUUUUUAGUCCCAUCCUUUAGCUACCCUCAACCCCUCCCAUCUAUCUCUGAAGACCAUCCAGUUUUGAUUACUAUUUGCCAUAUAUUUUUAACUGUGAUGUUUCACAAAAGUUCUGAACCUAUAUACAUUUUACAGACACAGUAUAUUUUACAUUUAGUUAUCUUGUUAUUUUUAGUCCCACCCUUCAGCUCCACUCAACCCCUCCCAUCUAUUUCUGAACACCAUCCAGUUUUGAUUUCUAUUUGCCAUAUUCUUUUCAACUCUGCUGUGUGUGAUGUUUUACAAAAGUUCUGAACCUUUCUAUUCUCAUAGUUUCUACAGAUUGUAAAUUAAAGAUAAACAUUUUUGCUAAGAGUAUUAUUAUAUUAUUGAUCGAUUGAGUGUGGCUUUUCAAAUCCCCCAGCAGUGCUAUUUGCGGAGUUAGCUCCAGGUAAAUGUUGCAAUUCUUCAGCUAUUCCUGAACCUGCGACCAAAAACAAGCUACAUAUGGACAGUACCAAAACAAAUGAUCUAAUGAUUCUGUCUUUUCGCAGCAAAAUCUGCAGAGCUGGGGUGGUUGUAUCCCCCAUAUAUAUAACAUUCUAUUGGUUGCAUGAAUUUUGUAUAAUCAUUUAAAUAGAAAAACUCUUAAGUUUUGACUCUGGUGUCGUUUUGUGUAUCAGUUCAUAAACCAUGUGCCAUGGAAUAGGUACAUCAAAAAUAUCUUCCCGACUAUUUUGCAAUCUGUCAAUUUCUUUGUCCAUAAAUUAAACUGGUAUACUUUUUUAUUUAUCACAAUUUUCUUUAACCAAUUUUGGUCUUUAAUGCAGGGCCAACAGACAAGUUCCUUACUUUCUCCCCCUUCCGCUUGCCGCUUUCAUUUAUGCGGUAAUGCUGUAAUUACUUGGUUGUAAUUUUGGGUAGAGCAGAUGUUUCAAUAUAUGAGUUUAACCAUAUUUGUUGUAUUAUUUGUUCUGUCUUUUCUGGUGGAUUAAACUGAAAUUGCAACCAACUUGUUUUAAAAAAGUAUGAUCUUUGGACUGUUUCACUUUGUCUCCUAUCAGGGCUUAUUGAUAACAACUUUUGACUGUUAUCAAUAACAUUCCCCCUCCUCCCUCUCUCCCUCCCCUCCAGGUGAGCCCAAGCAGCAGCCAGGCCCGGUCCAGGAGUCCACCCCCACCAAACCCGUUCAGAGCGUGGCCCCGCAGACCCGCCCAGACUCCAAAGCCCCUUCCUCAGCCUCAGAUGACUACGACCCCUUCUCAGGCUUCAGGCCCCUUCCCGCCCCCACCGCCGCAGACCCCCUGGUCGACCUAUGGGACAGCAGUCCUGCCACAGGCUCCACCCCAUCUCAGGCCCUGCCCCCUGGAGGGCGAGUCGAGCCCCUGCUGAGCUUCGACGAGAUGGGGGACGUACCAUUCUGCCCGGCGGGCCCCGGGGGUGCUGAGGACGAGCCCUCCAGCCUGGUGGAUGUGGCUGGGACCCACGAUAUGACCCUGAGCUACCAGCAUGCACUGCAGCAUGCUUCAGAUGACACUCAGCUGAUGACCAAUGGGGAGACGCUGCUCAAAGAAGGGACUCAGGUCAUUACAACAUAUUACAUGUCUUGGCAGAACUUUACAUUAUGUUAGCCUUAUGCCAAGUAGUUACUUUGAAACUACUUUGAUAACCAGAAUGUAAUUAACAUUGAACACAUUUUCCUGAAUUUCAGCUUGAAUUUCAUAUCAUGUAGGGUUUAUGACUUGUUGUGAAUUGUAUACUUUGUAUGCCUGUAUUGAAUCUCUCCUUUUUCUAAAGUCAUAAUAGUAUGUGCCACAAGAUGGCAGUAAAUGCAUUCUACAGCAGCAGUAGUGAGUGCCACUGGUUACCUAGGAGAGAGAGGAUGGCAGUCUGUUCUGUGUUCCUGAUAUGGAACAAAGACUGACACACAGAGAUACACUAACACACACAGUACAGUACUGGAUUAUACAAAUUGCCCCAAGAUAUCCCGUACUGUACAUGCAGUAUUUGUUUGAACAGUGUGCCCUUGUGAUGGCAUAGCUGGAGGAAAAUGUCUAUAUGCUGAGACAAUACUGUUAUUAACUAAUCUGUCUGUCUGUGUAGGCGAGCGAGGGCUACUUCAGCCAAUCGCAGGAGGAGGAGGACUGCUCUGCUAAAAUGACCCCAACGCCAGUGUUUUAUAACAAGCCACCAGGUGAGAGAGAGCGAGAGAGCAUCAUGUCAGGAUUAAGCCUAAAAAUAACCUUCCUGUCAGAAAGAUGUGAGGAGGGGGAUUAUUCUGUUGGAAAAACAUCAUUAUAUGAAAAAGCACCAGCCUGGCUAUCUGCUUCUGUAUUCAACUAUGUUCCAUUGGUAGUUUGUUUGGCGAAGUCAGAAACACAUUGUUAUUGUUAUUUAAGAACUGCUGUCACACUUCUUUUUGAUUUAUAAUGAUUGUUACAGUAUGUGGUUGUUUCUGCCCCCUUGUUUGACAUAUUGUAAGACACACUUGAUGAAAAUACUAAAGUGUGUGUGUGUAAAGAUUGACCCAGUGGAUUUGUGGAGCUUUAUCUAUGCACUGUGUGUGUGUACAGAGAUUGACAUCACGUGCUGGGACACGGACCCUGUAAUGGAGGACAGCGACUAGACGAUGGUGGAGUAGUACGGUCCGGUGGAGGGAAGUAGAAACAACGCAUCAUCAACGACGAAACUGAUUUUUUAAAAAGUAAUAAUAAGAAGUCUUGCAUAAAAAAAAAAAAUCGGUAUAAUGUUCUAGAAUAAAACAAAAAUGUUAGCCACCGAAAAGGUUGUCAAGUUAUUGUUAGAGAUGCUAAUUGGUUGAUGAUGAGCUCUUGUUUUUUUUUUUUUAAUGUAUUUCUUAGAUUUCUCCUUAUUUGCUAUGCAGAGUAAAUAGCAGGGAGUGGGAACUACUUUAUUGCGUACUUAUAUACACAGCUCAGUAGCGCAUGGCUGUGUCUUCUACAGCAGACUAUGACCCCUGUACCAGACAGGUAGCCUAUUAGAAGGUAGAGCAAACCCUAUUGUGACCAAUCACAAUAUUCCUACCACAGCCCCCCCCCACCCCUCCUCUCUCCCCCAACCCUGGGCCCCAC
Molecule: messenger RNA, 25047 nt
Organism: Coregonus sp. 'balchen'
Lineage: Eukaryota; Metazoa; Chordata; Actinopteri; Salmoniformes; Salmonidae
Source: the annotation of a GenBank genome assembly